Dimorphilus gyrociliatus is the source of this 1512-nucleotide messenger RNA. The record is from the annotation of a GenBank genome assembly. Lineage: Eukaryota; Metazoa; Annelida; Polychaeta; Dinophilidae.
AAAGACUACUCCUUUUUCAUCACUUUACUAAAUAGAAGAUUUUUAUUGGGCGAUUACCAGUUUCAUAGAAUGAGGUAAAACAAAGCAAAUGAUUUAAAUGUCACAACAUAUAAUAUUUAUGACGUAGAAAUAAAUUAUGAAAGUUGUUGGUCUCUGCUUGUUUAGUAUAUUCUUAUAGCUUUUCCUUUCAUUUCACCAACAGUAUGUGCAUAUAGUAUACUUAGCAAUUUAAAGAUACACACUCUUAAAAGUUCUGUUCUUUAGAAAGAGACCUCUAGCGUGAAAGUGACUGUUCAUUAUAUUUAUUUUUGGUUAUUGAAAGCUCCGACAAUGAAACUUUGUAGUGUCUUGAUCUCUUUUUUAGCAGUUUUAAAUGAACCUGAAAGAGGCUUUUGUACAUACACUCUUGAAGUUUUAGGUUCACCCGAAGUUCCGGAAGGAUCCUCUUUUCAAGUAAAGUUAUCCAGUAGUGUUGAAGGAGCAUGCGUAACAAAAGAUUAUGAAUUAGACGCAAGCGAUAUUGAAAUAACGAAAACUUCCCUUGUCCUUCCGGUUAAUUCUGAAAAAGCAACAUAUAUAGGAAAAUUUUACGUACUAUCAGAUUUGACUGAAGAAGAAGACGAAGUUCAUAAGAUAACGUUUACCUGUUAUUUCGAGACUUCUAUUACGACGGCUACAGCUACAGUUACAAUUCUUGAUGGUGAAGAAGAGGAUCCUCGCUUCAUGCAAGUUGUCCAAGAUCAAAGAGAUUUAGUUCCCAAGAAAAUUUGUUAUGAUAUUAAAUCUGAAAAUUAUAAUCAAUUGGCAAUUUAUCACGAUCUUGAAAAAAAUAUUACCAUAACAGGAACUCUUCUAGAUGAUUAUUAUCUACACGAAAUUGACCUUUUAUCAUUUAAUUCACACGUUUUUACAACAACAAAUGACAUUACUUUCAAUGGGAUGAAAACUAUUGAAUGGAGUGAUUGUAAGCAACGCUUUAACUGGUAUGAUACAAAUUUUAACAUAGACUGCCAAGAUGAUACUCUGCACGUUUGGUCUUUAAGAAAGUCAAACAUCAAUAGUUCAUCAUUUCGAAUAAAGAGAUCGCAAAAUGUCAAUAUCGGCUAUUAUUUAGACAUUUCAAUAGAUAAUCUGCUUAAUUAUCAAAAGAUUAGUGGGAUUAUCGGUAGAAUAGGAAAAAAUGAAUUUAAAUUUUUUCAAAGUACACAAGAAGAUAAGGAAAAAAAAAUUGGUUCAAUUGAAGUUAAUGGUCGACUUUUUCCAGUUAGAUUCUCAAAACGAUAUAGUCAAAAAUGUUGGUUAUUGAAUGUCAAUGAUUUACUAUUUCCUUAUAAACUUGACAGUUAUCUUUCUCAAAAGUAAUGUUUUUGCUAUUUUUGAACAAUGUCAAUGAUAGCAAUGUUAAGCUAAACCUGGAAAUAAACUACGUUAUAUAUAUAUUAAAUUGUAAACGUGGUUGUCUAUUUCAAUAUUCAAAAUAGUGUAUUGAAACUUUGUAAAUAAACAUGUUUU